Fragaria vesca subsp. vesca is the source of this 2506-nucleotide messenger RNA. Its product is annotated as putative pentatricopeptide repeat-containing protein At1g09680-like. The record is from RefSeq and is a predicted model, not a curated record. Lineage: Eukaryota; Viridiplantae; Streptophyta; Magnoliopsida; Rosales; Rosaceae. The coding region runs from base 423 to 2108 and encodes 561 amino acids. Gene Ontology annotation, molecular function: protein binding. The transcript has a single exon.
UGGAUUCAAGGCUGUCGUUGUCGUUGGUGGAUUUCAACGUGAUCUCAUUUGGCUUUCAACGCUUGACGGAGCCGUCUGCUAUCGAGUUCAUGCUGCAUCACCUUAACACCGCCCGACCCGAAAGCCCAUCUCAAAGACAGGUGCGGAAGCCGCUCGGCGCAUGUAAGACACUAUUUACAUGUAUUAAUUCUUAUUUCCUCGCAAAGGUUCCCUCACUUGCGCUUGCACUUGCAAUGCCACAUGACAUUUGUCUGAGGAGAGAUGUAGCACCUACUUCUAUUUAUAGGAGUCACCUUUUUCUCCUCACCCCGUUUUCAUUCUUCAUUAUUUAUUCUUCUUCUUCCAAGGAUCCAAAGAUCCCAGCAGUUGGCGUCAUAUCGUAAAGAUCGGCUACCAAACAAGCAAAGAGUUGGGUGAGAGGAAUGGCAAGGAGCAAUCACAAUGAAGAUAUACUCUCCCUCAUCUCCGCCGCCAUCACAGACCCUGUGAGGCUGAAUAAGCUCCUCCCUCGCAUCACGGCCCAUGACGUCAUCGACCUCAUAAACCUGAACCCCCACUCCCUCUCCCCACACUCUCUUCUCUCCUUGUUCCACCACCUCUGUUCGCACCCCACAUUCCGCCACACCAUCCACUCCUACUCCACCAUGGCCCACUUCCUCUCCUCCCGCCAAAUGUUCCCCCAAGCCCACUCCCUCCUGCGGCUCGUCGUUUCCCGCACCGGCAAGGGCUCCGCCUCCUCCGUCUUCGCUUCCCUUCUCCACACCAGAGGUACCCAUCUUCCUUCCAACUACGUCUUCCAUGCUUUGAUGAACAGUUACACUGAUUGCGGCUUUGUUGGGGAUGCCAUCCACUGCUUCAGGUUGCUUCGGAAGCACGGUUUGCGCAUGCCCUUUCAGGCCUGUGCUCAUUUGCUUCAUAACAUGCUCAAAUUCGACACCCCAACUGUACUAGUCAGUUGGGGCUUUCUUUUGGACAUUUUGGAUUCUGGGUUUCCGCCCAAUGUGUAUAAUUUCAAUGUUUUGAUGCAUAAGAUGUGCAAGCAGGGUCUAAUCAGAGAGGCCCACAAAGUGUUUGAUGAGAUUGGGAACAGGGGUCUCAACCCGACCGUGGUUAGUUUCAAUACUUUGAUUAAUGGCUACUGUAAAUGUCGCAAUCUAGAGCAGGGUUUUAAGUUGAAGGAGGAUAUGGAGGGGAGAGCAGUGUGGCCUGAUUUGUUUACUUACAGCGUUUUGAUUCAUGGGUUGUGUAAGGAAGGCAGGUUGGAUGGUGCGAAUGAGUUGUUUCAUGAAAUGUGUGCCAGGGGUUUGGUUCCCAAUGAUGUCAUCUUUACAAAUUUGAUUGAUGGGCUGUGUAAGAAUGGGAAGCUUGAUCUGGCCCUCGAAACGUAUCAGAAAAUGUUAGGGAGAGGUAUCAAACCAGACAUAGUUACAUACAAUACGCUCAUAAAUGGCCUUUGCAAGGUUAGAGAUAUGAAAGAAGCAUGGAAGCUUGUUGUGGAAAUGAAUACGAAAGGUUUCAAACCUGACAAGAUCACUUAUACUACACUUAUUGAUGCAUGCUGCAAAGAAGGAGAAUUAGAAUCGGCCAUAGAGAUAAGGAAGCAGAUGAUUAAAGAUGAGAUUACACUUGACAAUGUAGCUUUCACGGCCCUUAUUUCAGGAUUUUGCAGAGAGGGAAGAAUCAUCGAGGCAGAAAAAAUGUUGAGGGAGAUGUUGAAGGCUGGCAUGAAGCCUGAUGAUGCCACUUAUACUAUGGUCAUUGAUGGUUUUUGCAAAAAGGGUGACGUUAAUAUUGGUUUUAAGUUGCUCAAGGAAAUGCAGGCUGACGGUCGCAUACCAAGUGUUGUGACCUAUAAUGUGCUUAUGAAUGGAUUAUGCAAGCAAGGACAGAUGAAAAAUGCGAAUAUGCUGUUGAAUGCUAUGAUUAACGUUGGGGUGGUGCCAGAUGAUAUUACAUACAACAUUCUAUUGGAAGGUCAUUGCAAGCAUGGAAACCCAGAUGAUUUUGAGAAGCUAUGGAGUGAGAAAGGACUUGUUCUUGAUUAUGCUUCAUAUAAUUCUCUAGUCAAGGAUUUAAAUAAAUCUUUAAAAAAUCGUCAGAAGAGAUGAUUGCAUAAAGUUGUUAGAAGUUGGCAAUUUACUCGUAUCAAAUGUGGUACUUCAUUUGGUGACCAGAAACUUUAGUUCAUCAAAGAAUUAGAAUCACCACAGAAACAAAUGAUUAGAGAGAAGUCAUUCAUUAGUGCAUCACUCUUCCUUCCUCCCAAGAGCAGAUCACUGGAAUAUCAAAGAGCUGUCGGCAUAUGAGCAUUAUGUUCCUUUUCUAUUGAAAGUUGAUUUAUCAUGGAAGAUCGUCAAGUAGAAUAUCUUUGCACUUAGCAUCAAGUCUUGAAGAGAGCGUUGCAAUGGUAAUCUCCUAACUCCACUGUGGAUUACCUUGUCAUUUGAAAUCCUAAUGUGUUCAGGAAUUUGGGUUAAUUUUCAAUUUCUUGUUUUUUUAUUUUUUC